Messenger RNA from Nasonia vitripennis (jewel wasp), 4391 nucleotides. Its product is annotated as multidrug resistance-associated protein 4. Gene Ontology annotation, biological process: transmembrane transport. Gene Ontology annotation, cellular component: membrane. The transcript is spliced from 18 exons. NCBI's taxonomy places the organism in Eukaryota, Metazoa, Arthropoda, Insecta, Hymenoptera, Pteromalidae. Gene Ontology annotation, molecular function: ATP hydrolysis activity; ABC-type transporter activity; ATP binding. The record is from RefSeq and is a predicted model, not a curated record. Bases 110 to 4339 code for a protein of 1409 amino acids.
GCUUGCGAUAUAUUGUUGUCGGCUCAGUGUCGCGCCGCGCUCGGCCAGACGCGCGACUUUUCGAUCGCGGAUCCGUCUUCCUGAGUCCGAUAGACAAGACGCGAGUGCGAUGGACAACAAGAAGAGGGUGCAGAAGGAGAACCCGGCCGACGGCGCUAACCCACUCAGUACCUUGUUUCUAUGGUACACAAGACACAUAUUCUGGGAAAGCAACCGAAGAGACCUCACGUUCGACGACAUAUACGACCCUUUGGAGGCAGAUGAAUCGGAGCGCCUUGGAAAUCAACUAGAGAGAGAAUGGAACCGCGAGUUGGAAAAGCGCCGCCAGCUGGAGUACGCCCUGAACAGCGAGGGCAAGAAGAUCCUACCAAAGCACGCGAAAGCAAGCCUAAGCAAGGCUCUGGUGCGGAUGUUCUUCUGGCAAAACGCUUGGCUGGCCCUCAUCCAGAUAGUCAAUUUCCUCGUGUUCGUAGUGGUCCAGCCCAUCUUUCUCGGUUGGGUCAUUGACUACUUCAAGGUCGGACAGGAUGUGUCGACGGCCGCCAGGGACAAGGCUCUGCUUUACGUCACCUGGAUGAUCCUAGCCAAGUUGGGAAACGUCGUGAUGAUCCAUCACGGCUACAGAGUCUCCUGGCUCAUGGGCAUGAGGGCCAGAGUCGCCUGCUGCACGCUUAUCUACAGAAAGACACUGCGACUCAACAAAUCGGUACUCGAUCAGACGGCAGCCGGCCAAGUCGUCAAUCUCAUGAGCAACGAUGUCAGUCGCUUUGACCAGUUUUUCAUGUUUUUCAAUAACGUCUGGAUCACACCCAUUCAGAUCAUUCUAAUCGUCUACGUUAUGUGGGACUCGAUCGGAGUGCUGCUGAUGGUCGGCAUUGCUAUCCUGGUGGUAAUAGCGGUCCCGCUCCAGUCGAUCGUCAUCUACACGAGCAAGAUUCUCAGAUCGAAAAUCGCCGUUCUGACCGACACGAGGGUCCAGCUGAUGAGCGAGCUGGUCGCCGGAAUUCAGGUCGUAAAAAUGUACGCGUGGGAGAAGCCGUUCGAGAAGAUCGUUAACAAGACUCGCCUGGCCGAGAUGAAGAAGAUCACGGCGACGUCGCACGUGCGCAGCAUCUUCCUCAGCUCGAUGGUCUACACCGAGCGCACGACCCUCUUUGCCACCCUCGUCCUCUUCGUUCUCAUGGGCCAUCAUCUCACCGCGGAUAUAUCCUUCGUCAUGGCUACCUACUUCAACAUCCUUCAGCUGUCCAUCAUCUACAUGAUGCCCAGCGGGCUCAUCGCGGUCGGCGAGGCCUCCGUGUCCAUAAAGCGGAUCCAGGAAUUCCUACUCCUGGACGAGAUCACGACGUCCAAGGUCGAGGUCCCGAAGAUCGCGGAGAGAUCGACGAAGGGCGAGAUCAUCCUGACGGAGAAGAUCAAGGAGGUUCUGCAGCGCGAUGACGCGAGAGCCAAUUUGCCGGUGGAGAUUAACUUCCACCGGGUCUCGGCGAACUGGGUGUCCGGACAACUGCCCCCGACCCUGAACGAGCUGAGCUUCAAGGUCGAGGCGGGCAGUCUCUGCGCCUUGGCCGGGACAGUGGGCUCGGGAAAGUCGGCCAUUCUGAAUCUCCUGCUGCGCGAAUUACCUCUGGGGGCAGGCAUCGUGUCGCUGAGGCAGAAACUCGACGAGGAAUUCAGUGCCUCGAAGCAGCAGUCUGGCUUUCACAUGGACAACGCCAACCUCAAGGUCUCCUACGCCAGUCAGGACGCCUGGAUGUUUUCGGGCACCGUCAGGGAGAACAUCCUUUUCGGACAGGAAUUCGACGCCGAGCGGUACAGCGAGGUGACGGAAGCCUGCGCCCUGCGCCGGGACUUUGAGCAGCUGCCCAAGGGCGACCUGACGGUGGUCGGCGAGCGCGGCUCCUCGCUAUCCGGGGGCCAACGGGCCCGAGUCAACCUGGCCCGCGCCGUGUACCGACGGGCCGACAUCUACCUCCUGGACGAUCCUCUGAGCGCCGUCGACCCCAAAGUCGCCAGACACCUGUUCGAGCGCUGCGUCAAGGAGUACCUCAACGGCAAGACGAGGAUCCUCGUGACCCACCAGCUCCAGUUCCUCAGGAGGGCCGACUUGAUCGUGUUUCUCGAGCGCGGAAGCGUCAAGUACCACGGCUCGUACGAAAACAUCACGAAUCUCAAUCCGAAGAUCAUGGAUAUACUGAAGAACGACGAUGAAAAGCACCCGAAGAACGAGGAGCAGAAAGACGAUUCCGAUGCCGUCAGCCAACACGGCGACGAUUCCUCCGUUAAGUCCUUAGAGAUCUCCGAGAGCGAAGCCGAGACCUCGUCGAACUCAGCGGACGAGGAGGAUACCCAGCGCAAGUACAGCAACCUCCACCUGUUCAAGACGUACUUCCGAGCCGGUGGUUCCUGGUGCUUGCUCGUGUUCUACGGCCUGGUACUGGUCCUCACUCAAUUGGCAACCAGUGGAACCGACUACUGGCUCGGCUAUUGGGUCAACAUCGAGGACAUUCGCAUGAGCGCGAAGAACAGAACCGCCGAGAAAAUGAUCAUCAAUAAAUACGAUCCGAUCGCCAACGUUUCUGGCGAGAAAAUCUUUACGGAGUUCGACGCGGACAUCGACCAAGAAGGACUGCUGUCGACGCUCGACGCCAUCUACGUCUAUGCCAUUAUCCUUGUCUUCUGCACGAUACUCUGCCUACUCAGGAAUUACCUUGUUAUCAGAAUAUGCAUGAGAGCCAGUCAACGACUCCACAAGAUCAUGUUCGCCAAUCUCUUGCACGCGACGAUGAAUUUCUUCAACAAGAAUCCCUCGGGUCGCAUUCUGAACCGAUUUUCCAAGGACACCGGAUCGAUGGACGAGCUUCUCUCGAAGAACUUCACCGAAGCCAUUCAGAUCUUCUCUGUGAUGAUCGGUAUCUUGGGUGUGAUCGUGGUCAUCAACCCCUGGAUGCUGAUCCUCAUCGUCAUCAUCGUGAUCGUAUUCUGGAUCGGUAAGACCAUCUACUUGAACGCUGCUCAGAAGAUCAAGAGGCUGGAAACUGCCGCAAAAAGUCCCGUGUUGACGCACGUGAGCGCGUCUCUGAACGGACUGACGACGAUCCGAAGCUGCGGUAGACAGAUCGAGGGCAGGCUGAUCAAGGAGUUCGAUCGUUAUCAGGACGAACACUCCGGCACCUGCUUCCUCACGAUCGUCACCAAUGUCGCGUUCGGCUUUUUCUUGGACUUCCUGCUUGUGAUCUUCAAUGCCUUCAUCGCCUACACCUUCGUUUUCUUGAACUCCGGGAACAUCCUGGGCGGCAACGUGGGUCUGGCUCUGUCCCAAGCUUCGAUCCUCACCGGUAUGGUUCAGUACGGGUUCCGUCUCUUCGUCGAGGUCAUGUCCCAGAUGACCUCCGUCGAGAGGAUAGUCGAGUACACCCACCUCCCGAAAGAGCAUCCCUUGGAAUCUCCCAGUCCGUUGCCGGACAACUGGCCGAGGCGCGGCAAGAUUGUCCUGAAAGACGUGUCCAUGCGCUACGAGGAAAGCCAGCCGUUCGUCUUGAAGGAGCUGAACAUAACGAUCGAGGCGGGUUGGAAGGUGGGCAUAGUCGGGAGAACCGGUGCUGGCAAGUCCUCGAUAAUAGCAGCCCUGUUCCGACUGACCGGCGACGGGCUCAAAGGCGCGAUAAAGAUCGAUGGUCUCGACACCGGCAGUGUCGGGCUACAGGAUCUCAGGACGAGGAUCUCCAUUAUACCGCAGGAGCCAGUGCUCUUCUCCCAGAGUCUUCGCUAUAACCUAGACCCGUUCGGCCAGUACGACGACGCCGUGCUCUGGGAAGCCCUUCGCGAGGUCGAGCUGAACGAGCUGUCGCUGGACCAGCAGGUCGCAGAAAAGGGCAGCAACUUCAGCGUCGGUCAACGCCAGCUGAUCUGCCUCGCCCGAGCAAUCGUGCGGCAGAACCUGAUACUCGUUCUGGACGAGGCCACCGCCAACAUCGACACGCACACUGACGCAAUCAUUCAAAAUACGAUAAGGAAAAGGUUCGCCAAGUGCACCGUGUUAACCGUUGCCCACAGGUUGAACACGAUAAUCGACAGCGAUCGAAUCAUCGUCAUGGAUAACGGAACCAUUGUGGAAUUUGGCUGCCCGCACGAGCUUCUGCGCAAGAAAACAAACGGACACUUCGCAAAAAUGGUGAGCCAGACCGGCAAGGCCAUGUCCCGAAAGCUGGAAAAGCUCGCGGAGCAAGCUUGUCUACGAAAUACGCAACAGCUCAGCCUCGACAUCUCCGACGGCUCGGGCGACAGCGCCGAUACGGUCGAAGUUCCGUCGGACGAGAGCUACGAUAUUCGGCUGUAGAAACAUUAGAAAAAUCCACGCUUAUAUAUAUAUAUAUAUAUAUAUAUAUAUA